CUCAAAGCCCAGGCCUCAGCAAGAAGAGGACGAGGGCGACAGCGAGGAGGAGAACCGUUCUCCAGCAUCGCCGGUUUUCCCCAGUCUCUCCGACGUCAUCCGUCCUCCCAGCAAGGGCCAGGCGUUAACGGCUUUGCCCGCGCGCACUUUUUCCGCACCGUCUAGGCUGGACGAGUCGAGCAGUUCUGAGGAGGAGUUUGCGUCGCUGUUGGAGAGGCUGAGAAAGAAUAACAAAUACAAUCUCACCGGCACCUCGCUCACCCCAAAGCCCGUCAAAGGAUCCGAGGCAAAGCUUGUGGUCUCGGCUCCUGCUGUGAAAACAUUUGCAGUGCCAGUCUCGAAACCACUAAAGGAAAAACCUCUAGAUGCAAAACCCCAAGGAAAGGCCUCCAUCGUGAAGCCCGUCAGUCAGACGGAGCCCAGACCCGCUGCGAUGAGCCGGAUCAGGGUGUGUAAGACCCCUGGCUGCUUCCUGGAGUCGCUCACAAUUCCCGGCUCCACAUCUGGAUCCACUUUCAAGACGAAUAAGGAAGAACUCACAAGCAAACUGUACCGGCUCUACAACAGCACUAUAUUCGACAACCAGCUUCCCACCACGAUGUCUGUAACCUGGAAUAAGAAGAUGCGUAAAACGGCCGGGCACUGCAUCACGGGGAGGGAAAAAGGCGGAGGGCCGCGCUACGCUCGCAUCGAGCUGUCGGAGAAAGUCUGCGACACUGCAGACCGUCUCAGGGACACGCUGAUCCACGAAAUGUGCCACGCCGCCACGUGGCUGAUCAACGGCGUGAGGGACGGGCACGGAAACCUCUGGAAGCUGUACGCACGCAAAGCCACGACCAUGCACCCCGAGCUGCCCAUGGUGACGCGCUGCCACAGCUACGACAUCACGUACAAGUUCAAGUAUCAGUGCAGCCGCUGCCAGAAUACGAUCGGCCGUCACUCCAAGUCGCUCGACACGGCGAAAUUUGUGUGUGCCCUCUGCACGGGUCAGCUGGUCUUACUGACUCCUUCCAAGCCACGCGCUCCCACGCCUUUCGCCACGUUCGUCAAGGAGAAUUAUGGGAACGUGAGGCAGAAGCUGGCGGGGCAGAGCCACGCCGAAGUGAUGCGGAAGCUGAGCGCCGACUUUGCCUCAAAGACCAAACUUGGUGAGAGCUAGGCGAGCAGAUUCACUGAAAACCUCUUACCUCAAGCAAUGCCUCUCAACUGUCUGGGUUGCUGGAAUAUUAUCUUAACUCAUUUUUUUUAUUGGUGGCUGUAACUGGAAAUGUGAAUAAGAACAGCAAGGUUUACUACCUGCUAUAUUUUUGUGCAUUGUAGAGGUUAAUAUUUUCAUGUAUUUUUCUUAAUUGACUUUAUACUGCCUUUCUUUUUUUUUUUUUUUUUUUUUACCAUUAAUAAAUUUAGAAAAUAAAAAUUUACAACAUUAUCAGAACCAACAUUUGACAUCUUGUUCAUGUAAAAAGAAAAGUCACCUUGGAUUUGAGACUUUUUUUGUUCUUCUUCAGCUCCCUAUGUUUUUCAGCAAUGCGUAAUAUUUAAAAAAUAAUUUUUAUAAACGACUUUAAACCUUUUGUUUUAUUGUUAUAUAUUUUUUACCAGGGUGUUUUUUUUUGUGUGUGUGUUUUCAGAAAAUUACUGAAAAAUCUGCAGUCAUGAAGUGAUUUUUAAAUUUAAUGGGAGUUGUUUACUUGAACGCUGCCCUGGCUCCUCUCUGUACGAUGUUCUCCACAUCAGUGGGGGAAACAUCUUCUCUAGUAUUUUGGGAACAUUAAUCAAUACAAGGGAAGUUUUCAGCGAUCACAAACCGUGUUUUAAGGCCUCUGUAACCAAUGCAAAAAAUGAUUAAGUCCACGUUUGAACCAUCAAUCUAUAUUGCACUUUAGUCUUAGUCUAAGGUGGCCCUAAAUAAACAUGGACUGAUGACCGUUUUCAAGCUGUGCUAGGUUAU
Molecule: messenger RNA, 1951 nt
Organism: Fundulus heteroclitus (mummichog)
Lineage: Eukaryota; Metazoa; Chordata; Actinopteri; Cyprinodontiformes; Fundulidae
Product: acidic repeat-containing protein-like
Exons: 6
Coding region: 434-1159 (241 amino acids)
Cellular component (GO): nucleus
Source: RefSeq, a predicted model, not a curated record